This is a messenger RNA of Apus apus (common swift), 1252 nucleotides long. It is a transcript of the gene NAXE, whose product is annotated as NAD(P)HX epimerase. The transcript is spliced from 6 exons. Gene Ontology annotation, cellular component: mitochondrion. Bases 57 to 950 code for a protein of 297 amino acids. NCBI's taxonomy places the organism in Eukaryota, Metazoa, Chordata, Aves, Apodiformes, Apodidae. The record is from RefSeq and is a predicted model, not a curated record. Gene Ontology annotation, molecular function: NAD(P)HX epimerase activity.
CGGCCGCGCCUGCUCCGUGCCCAGCCGGUCGCUCCGUGCCGAACGGGACCCGCCGCAUGCCGGGCCCGCGGGCGCUGCUGGGGCUGGGGCUGGGGCUGCUGGUGGCGGCGGGAGCCAGGGCGGGCGGGCGGUGCCCGAGCCGGGGCUGGGAGCGGGGCUGGGAGCGGGGCUGGGAGCGGGGCUGGGAGCGGGGCCGCUGCCGCCCGCACCGCGCCAUGCACGGCUCCAGCGCGGGGUCCGGCCCGGGGGGGGUCCGGUACCUCGGGCAGGAGGAGGCCCAGGCCAUUGACCAGGAGCUCUUCACCGAGUACAAGUUCAGCGUGGAGCAGCUGAUGGAGCUGGCAGGGCUGAGCUGCGCCACCGCCAUCGCCAAGGCCUACCCACCCAGCUCCUUCACCACCAGCCAGCCCGCCGUGCUGGUCGUGUGCGGGCCGGGGAACAACGGCGGCGACGGUUUGGUCUGUGCCCGGCACCUGAAAAUGUUUGGCUACGAGCCGACCAUCUAUUACCCCAAGCGCCCCAGCAAGCCCCUGUUUGAAGGUUUGACCACCCAGUGCCAGAAGAUGGACAUCCCCUUCCUCCCCGAGUUCCCAGCCGAGGCUGCGCUGAUCGACGAGCUCUACGGGCUGGUGGUGGAUGCCAUUUUCGGGUUCAGCUUCUCGGGGGCGGUGAGGGAGCCCUUCGGCAGCAUCCUCAGCACCCUGCAGCACAUCACGGUGCCCAUCGCCAGCAUCGACAUCCCCUCGGGCUGGGACGUGGAGAAGGGGAAGGUGGAUGGUCUCCAGCCCGACAUGCUGAUCUCACUGACAGCUCCCAAGAGGGCAGCUCUGCAGUUCACCGGCCGCUACCACUUCCUGGGGGGCAGGUUCGUGCCCCCCGCCCUCCAGGAGAAAUACACCCUCAACCUGCCCCCCUACCCCGAGACAGACUGUGUCCUGCGGCUCACCUAGGGCUGGGGCUCAGCUGGCUGCUGGGCCAGGCAGGACAUCCUGCCCAAGCCACAGCUCUCUGCUAGGAGGGUGCUCAGCACCUCACUGGGCUCCAGUUCUGCCCAGUUCUCCCAGUGGAAUGGAAGUUGAGUGCAGAGUGAAGCCCCCAGGAGGUUGGGACUGACAGAGGGGCUGCUGGGGGGGCUCUGUUUGGGGUUGCUACUUUGAGUGCUUCUAGAUGUGUGAUCCAGGAUCUGCCACGUGUCCUGCACUUCAGGAUCGUUUCACUGCAAUAAAAGAUUUAUUUGUGCCCUUGAAAAAAA